Carassius auratus (goldfish) is the source of this 6965-nucleotide messenger RNA. RefSeq names its product transient receptor potential cation channel, subfamily M, member 6 (gene trpm6). The record is from RefSeq and is a predicted model, not a curated record. Gene Ontology annotation, cellular component: plasma membrane; apical plasma membrane. Gene Ontology annotation, biological process: metal ion transport; monoatomic cation transmembrane transport; protein tetramerization. The coding region runs from base 580 to 6294 and encodes 1904 amino acids. The transcript has 41 exons. NCBI's taxonomy places the organism in Eukaryota, Metazoa, Chordata, Actinopteri, Cypriniformes, Cyprinidae. Gene Ontology annotation, molecular function: protein serine/threonine kinase activity; ATP binding; monoatomic cation channel activity.
CAAUUAAGAUUUUCAUAAGUAAACAUUGUUUGUUCGUAAAGCUGGGAUCUCGUGAUUGAGGUCUGACUGAACGUUCAUUAUUUGCGCUCCUCCUUAACAAACUAACCGCUAGCGCUCAUUAAGUUAGUCAUUCACGAACAUUGUUUAACCCUUUUCGCUUCGCUGCUUUUCAAACCAAGUCAUAUAACACUUUAAGCAAGGAAAAAAAAUACUGUUAUCUCAUAGCAUCUAAGAAACAUUUCGAAAUAAACACAGGAAGAAUGUGAAGAAUGAAGUUACAUUUGUUAUGCAACUACCAUAUUGGCCUCUCUUGAACAAGCACGAGCUUCCCAGAACGAAACAAGUUCGCGUCAGAGUUCCAGCUGCGUGUCCACACUCGACACUUUACAGCCUUGGAAGAGACCACCCACUUCCUAGCUGAUCGCAUCUCUUCUGUUAUGCGCGUUUAUUGCAGGACUAAGUAUCCGCUGAAUUUAUGAAAAACAUGACUGAGGAAACAACGCUAUUUCACAGGCUGAAAAGGCUCUCUAAAAGUAUUCAUGACUGACUCACUCAGCUGUGAAGGAGAUUUGAGGAGAAAUGUCUAGACGAAGUUGGAUCCAGGCCACUUUUUCCAAGAGAGAAUGUGUGAAAUUUCUGCCAGCCUCACGUGAUCAUCACAGAUGUUAUCCAGUGUGUCAAGUUUGCCAAAGCUUAGUAAGAUGUUGCUGUGGGAGGCUGAUCGCGGAGCAUGUGGGUCCAUACUCUGGCUUGCUGGGACAUGGCCCUGGUCCUGACGAGGAGUGGUCAGUGCUGCAACACACCAGUGUCAGCCCCACUGAUGCUUUCGGAUCACUGGACUUCCAGGGCAGCACAAAGCGCACAUCUCAUGCCAAGUAUGUACGUCUUUCCUGUGACACUCCAGCAGAGCUCCUGCUCCAACUGAUGCUGAGAGAAUGGCACAUGGAGAUACCCAAGUUGGUGAUCUCUGUGCACGGAGGGACAGAAAACUUCAAUCUGUCUCCACGGGUGUGCCAGGCUUUCAGCACAGGGCUCAUCAUAGCUGCAGAGAGCACUGGAGCAUGGAUACUGACAGACGGGAUCAAUACUGGGGUGUCUAAGUAUGUUGGUGAUGCUGUAAAAGUGUAUGGGUCACAUGACCUCAGGAAGAGGAAUGUUUUCGGGAUCACACCCUGGGGCAUUAUUGAGAAUAACACUGACCUUAUUGGCCGGGAUGUUUUGAGGCACUACCAGGCUCUAGGUAAUCCUUUGAGUAAACGUGCCAGCCUGAACGGCAUGCAUUCACACUUCCUGUUAGUUGAUGAUGGGACCAUGGGCAAAUCAGGCUGUCAAAUAGACUUGAGGAAAAGGCUAGAAAGGCAUAUACACUUUCAGAAAAUCCACCCUCGGCUGCCUCAGCAUGUGCCUUUAGUGUGUGUUGUAGUGGAAGGGGGUCCUGCCAUCCUCUCAGUGGUGCUGGAGUAUGUGCGCAGAAGUUCUCCUGUGCCCGUGCUGGUGUUUGAGGGAACAGGCAGAGCUGCAGACCUGCUGGCUUUAAUACACAAACAAACAGCUGUAGAAAGUAAGUUGGACUCGGAUAUUAAGGAGGAUGUCCUGCUGAGGAUUCAGGAAACGUUUGUUGUGGACAGACAAGAGGCCUCUGAACUUCUCAGCAUACUCAUGGAAUGCAUGGAAUAUAGAGAGCUUAUCACCAUUUACGACUCUGAAUCAGAGGACCUUCAAGAGGCAGAUGUUGCGAUCCUGACUACAUCACUGAGAGGUACCAGAGCUUCCCCUGAGGGGCAGCUAAAUAUCACGUUGGCCUGGGACAGAGCUGAUGUGGCAAAGGACAACAUUCUGGUGUACGGACAACAAUGGCAGGUGGGAUCUCUGGAGCAGACCAUGUUGGAUGCAUUGGUAAUGGACCGUGUCAGUUUUGUGAAGCUGCUGAUUGAGAACGGCAUGACCAUGAGACGCUUCUUGACCAUUUCUCGUCUGGAACAGCUCUACAAUACACAAAAAGGCUCUGAUCAUUUUCUUCGACACAUCAUCGAGGAUGCCAAACAGACUCGUCUGCCUGCUGUUUAUAGGAUAUCUUUAAUCGACAUUGGAAUGGUGAUUGAAUACCUUAUUGGUGGAGCUUAUCGAAGCACAUAUACACGCAAGAGCUUCAGAGCCAUGUACAGUCGCAUUCAUAACCCAGCUAAGGAGGGUGUUAAGGAGACAUCCAGCCCUUUCAGCAAAGCCAGGAAAGCAGCUCCAACUUCAGAGACCCCCCCAUCUCGCUCCCAUUUCCACAGAACUGCUCAGCCAUGCAGACACCAGGAGGGUGCGAUUGCGCCUCAGGACGUGAAGUCAACCUUGAGCCCCGAGUUUUUAUGCACUUUUAACGACCUGUUUGUGUGGGCAGUGCUCAAGCAUCGGCAAGAGAUGGCGAUGUUUCUGUGGCAGCAUGGAGAGCAGGCUAUGGCCAGGGCGGUUGUGGCCUGCAAGCUUUACCGUGCUAUGGCGGUGGAAGCCAGAGAGAGCAAUAUGGGUGACAGCAUGGCCGAGGAGCUGAAGAAGAACUCUCUAGAGUUCGGACAGCUGGCUGUGGAUCUCUUGGAUCAGGCUUUCCGAGAGAAUGAACGCAUGGCGAUGAAGCUGCUGACCUGGGAGAUGAAGGACUGGAGUAACUUCACCUGUCUACAAAUGGCCGUCUCCUCAGGACUCAGGCCAUUUGUGGCUCACAACUGCACUCAGAUGCUCCUCACAGACCUAUGGAUGGGCCGGCUCAACUUGAGCAAGAACUCCUGGUUCAAGAUUAUUGCCAGUAUCCUGAUGCCUGUGGCCAUUCAGAUGCUAGAGUUUAAGAGUCAGGCAGAGAUGUCCCAUGUUCCUCAGCCCCAGGAAGCUUUGCAGUUUGGGUGGGACCUAGGAAGCUCUGGGGCAUCGGAGCAAGAAGGGGCAGCAAAUACAAUUCAGGGUGAUGAGGAGAGAGGGAGCAGGUGUCUUUGUCCCUGGACCAGAAAGGUGUAUGACUUCUAUACGGCUCCAGUGGUCAAAUUCUGGUUUCACACAAUGGCGUUUUUGGGUUUCCUCAUGAUGUUCUCUUAUACUGUGCUGGUGAGGCUGGAUGAGAAACCCAACAUUCAGGAGUGCUUGGUCAUAACUUACAUCCUGACCAUGGCAGUGGAGAAAGCUCGAGAGGUGUUGGUUUUAGAGCCCAGGAAGUUCACUAAGAAGUUGAAGGUGUGGUUCAGUGAGUACUGGAAUAUCAAUGACUUCAUGGGCAUCCUCCUGUUCCUGGUCGGAGUCUCCCUCCGGUGGCAUCAAGAAACACGCUUAGCCAGUCACAUUGUCUACUCUUUGGAUUUCAUCUUCUGGUCUGUCAGGCUUCUGGACCUUUUUGCUGUCAAUCAGCAUGCAGGACCCUACCUGACCAUGAUCACCAAAAUGAUGAGCAACAUGUUCUAUAUAGUAGUCAUUAUGGCGAUUGUGCUGGUCAGUUUUGGCACGUCCAGGAAGUCCAUUCUGUCCCCUAAUGAGGAUCCGUCCUGGAAUCUGCUCAGAGAUGUAGUCUUUCAGCCCUACUGGAUGAUCUUUGGGGAGGUGUACGCUGGAGAGAUUGAUGCAUGUAGUAAACCUGAAACCUGUGUCCCUGGAGCUUUCCUCACCCCCUUCCUGCAGGCCGUCUACCUAUUUGUUCAGUACAUUAUCAUGGUUAAUGUACUUAUUGCAUUCUUCAACAAUGUUUACUUUGACAUGAGCUCCAUAUCUCGUAAGCUGUGGAAAUACAACCGCUAUCGUUACAUCAUGACAUAUCAGGAGAAGCCGUGGCUGCCGCCGCCUCUAAUCCUUCUCAGUCAUGUAACAUUGUGUCUCAGCUCAAUGUGGCAAAAGCACAGAAAGGCAUCCAAACGGGGAAGAACUGGUCUGAAAUUACUCUUGGCCCCUGAUGAUCUGAAGAAGUUGCAUGAGUUUGAAGAAAAGUGUGUCGCUGGAUAUUUCAGAGACAAAAAGGAGAGUCAACAAGGCAGUCAAAUCAACCAGAUACGUUCUGCAGCUGACAAGGCUGAAGAGAUGUCUGGAAUAUUAGUUGAGGUUGCUGAGAAGAUCAGUAUCAUCCAGGACAAUAUGCGCACUUUAGACUGUCACUUGGGUCAGUUGCAUGACUUGUCUGCUUUAGCAGUGGACACUCUAAACUUCCUCUCAGCCACAGACAACCAGCAGCAAGAGGCGGCCCGUCUUGGUCAGAGCCAGCCAAUUGCAUGCCGCCAUGAGCAAGUGUCCCAUAGCUGCUGUCUCCGCAUUGGCGGAAGUGUCGGCCCCAGCCAAGCACUUCCGUCUCCAAAGCACUACCGCAGUAUGCCACCUUCCUUACUCAGAGGCUUGGGGCCUGGCCGGCAGCGUCCUUCCCUGGAGCUGCCACCAGGGACGAGUGUUGGACCCUUUGAGGUCAGGAGCAAAUGCGUGUCGGCAAGCCCAGCGGAAGAAGAUUGUAGUUUUAGGUGGUCCCUACAGCGUGGCGAUUCAAGAGAAGCUGUAUGUCAUCUCUCUUUACCUCACCUAUGCGUUGGAUGGAGGGAGAAGGGAAUGUAUGAAUCUGGAGAACCAUCACGUGCUAGUUCUCCCACCAUGCCUCUGAUGAGAGACUUACAGCUUCAACCCAGCCAUGAGGAGUCUAUGGAGGAAGACGAUGAUGAGGACAACUUAAAUGCUAUGUCCAGAUCCUCCAGCCAUACGUUCCUGCUUACAGGUUCCCACAGUGAUGGGGAUCAAUCGGUGGGGAUCAGAAACCCGGCAUUCUACAGGCUUGAUGAUGCUGGACACGUCACAAGACCUCAAAGACUUUUAGGCAGCAAAUGGGCUUUUGAUUUGGAGCAGAGCCGCUCACUCUCGGCCAGCUUGGAGAGUAUGGCCAUGCCUGAUGCCUCGACAUCAGAGCACAGCAGAAGGACACUUCUGGCGCCUCCCCAACACAGCCAUGACCAGAGAGGAUUAUCUAAGAUCUUUAAGAGACAAAGGUCAUUUGGGAAAAAGUCCAUAAAGACCAAAGCAGGAACACCUGAGAAUGUAAAACUAGAUGAAACACGGGGAUGCGUGCAUGAGCUGGAGCCACGCAGAAAAAUGAGGAGGAAAGUAAAAGGCCUGUUUGACCGGAGAUUCAGAACCUCAGUCAGUCUUACCCAGCUGAAAAGGAGGUUCAACAAACUCCGAGUUUCCAACAAAACCUGCUCUCUGGAAUACACCCCAGAUCAAUUAAAUGUCGACCAAAUGGAUUUCACAAAAUUGGCCCCAUCAUGGCUGAACACGGUGACCCCCGGGCAGCCACUUCUAAGCAGCUGGGCCAAGUCUAUCAGUCAAAGACCCUCGGUAAGCAGCAUGACACAAGAAGUAAAGAGCUCUACAUUUAAGUUGACUGAAGAUUUAGGCCAGCAUUACUCAGCAAUGGAGAGGAACAACCUUAUGAGACUUGCUCACUCUAUACCAUUCACCCCUGUGUCAUUAUUGGGUGGUGUUGAGGUCUGUAUUUAUACACUUGAGGAGACAGAAGCAGGGUCUUCACUUAAAGAUCAGUCCUCUAAAAUUUCCACCUGGAUUCAGAACGGACGCACAGCUGUUCUUCAGCCUUUAGCCCACCAGGAGGUGCUGGAUGGGGGUCUGCGCAGGGCCACCAAGGUGGUGUGUACCUGGGCUGAGAGUGAUGUGUUGAAGCUGGGAUCAGUAUAUGUGGUGAAAGCCUUCAGGCCAGAGGUGAUUCGCAUCUGGCAGAAAGUGUUCCCAAUCAGCACUUCACUUCAUCUCUGUCUGCGGGAAAUCCAACAACAGAGAGCAGCACAGAAACUCAUGCAGCGAUUCAACCAAAUUAAACCCAGCAGUGUGCCCUACAGUCCUAGGUUUCUAGAUGUCUCCUUGCUGCACUGGCGCUCUGACGGCCAGUGGUUGACUGUUGAGAAGAACAUGAGCGGUCAUUUCAGGAAAUACAACAAUAAUACAGGAGAGGAGAUCUCGCCCUCCACUGGUCUGGAAGAAGCUAUACUAGCGUUCUCUCACUGGACAUACGAGUACACCAACAGGGAACUGCUAGUGCUGGAUCUACAAGGUGUGGGAGCGGACCUCACAGACCCCUCUCUGAUCAGAGUUGAUGAUAAAAGCUCCUCCGGAGAAAUGGCGUUUGGACCUGCUAAUUUGGGUGAUGAUGCAAUCCAGAGCUUUGUUCUCAAGCACACCUGCAACUCCUGCUGCAAGAAGCUCGGUCUCUCAGAUUUGAGGAGUUGCCGCAGCCAAAGGAAAUCAGUUCCUGCCUUUGAUGAGACGAGCAGCACAGUUUAACCUUUAACCUGGAAGUAGUCUGUUUCCAGGGAGCUCGUAUUGUUCACAUCCUGCUUCGUAAUCUAAUCUCUAUUUGCAGUUUUUACUGACUGAAUAUAUUUUAUAUAUAUAUAUAUAUAUAUAUAUAGUAAAGAGCUGCACAAGGUGACAGAACAUUUCAUUUUUGUGAUAAGGGAAGUCAGUUUUCCAUUUCAAUUUUUUUAUUCUUUUAUUUCUUCGUGUGUACCUAUACAAAUAGUGUAAACAUUGUUCAACAUAUAUUUUUAUGUUUAAAAAUAAAAAAUAUAAAUAUAAUUGUAUGUGAGGUCCUGAAACUCCACAUGCAAAAUCGAAUUUAGUAUUUUUGUCUUCAAGUCUUCAAACACAACGAAAACAUCCUAUACAUUUAUUUUAAUAGUUUUUGUAAGAUGAUGAGUGAGAAUGUAUCUUGAAGCAUGUUGAAGCAUGUCUCGUCCAAUUCUGCUGCCAAAGUCAAGUUAAUUCAUAAGAUUACUGGGUAAGAUAAGACUUGUUCUCAUGGAAUAUAUUUUAUUUUUAAUUCAAUGGCCAUUUUAGAUUUUUUAUUGUUUAAGCAUAAAUCUAAACAAAUUUAGUGAGGUUUAUGUUUACAAAUUAGAACAUUUGCAAAAGGGUUAAAUAAAACUAUUCUCUAAUCUUACACACUUUUGUUU